ACCAACAUUUCUCCAGAAAAAGAAAGAAAGGAAGUGGUGAGGCUGACUGGCUGCAGCUUAUUCUGAGAAGAGACCAUUUUGUGUCAGAGGAAGCAGCAUCUCUCUCUCUCUGGGACGUCCCAGCGACGGAACCCCGAAGCUCAAAGAGCGGGGUCUUUGACAGAACCAGCCGGGCGAGGAACUCCUGGACAGGCUGGGAAGGGGUGACACGGCGGGGGAAUCCAUGGCUGUUUCACUGAUAGCACUGCUAUGAACACUCUGUGACCACCUGGAGGAGAAAAGCUCACCAUGGACCUGCGGAACGUCCCCCACCGCUCGGAUGUGGUCACCUGGAACGCCGAUGACCUGGCAGCGUAUUUUAGGACGUUAAAGUACAAGGACUGUGAGAAAGUCGUGAGAAAGCACAGCAUAAAUGGACAGAGGUUUCUGAACAUGUCUGAGAACGACAUUCAGAAAUUUCCCAAACUCAGAGUGCCAAUCGUAAGUAAAUUAAGUCAAGAAAUAAACAAAAAUGACGGGAGGCUCUCUUUCCUUCCAAAAUGGGCCCAAACACAAAAAAGUCCUGAAAACCCAGGGUACGCUCAGGAUGACGGGGGCUGGUCUUCCUUUGAUGAUGAUGAUGAUGAUGACUACGAAAGCCCUGAUGAAGACCAGGAGAAGGAAGAUGAGGCUGACUAUGAAUCCCCCACAGAAGAACCUGGGGAAGCAGAACAUGACAGUGAUGGCUACGAGCCCCCUCCAUCCAUCAACGAUGAAGCCCAUCACAAUGUCAUAUUUCCUGCCAAGUCACUUCCAAGCAACACAGAUUAUAUAGACAGACCUUCAACAACCAGAUCAUCACAUCAGCCUCCAGUGCCACCCCAGAGACCUGGCCCAGCCCCAGGACCAGCCCCAUUUGGGGCAAGAGGUGCUUCUCUGCCAGCUUUCCCUCCUCCACCGAGCCACAACGACCUGGGGAGAGACAGGAACAUGAAGCCUUUGAAACCCCCAGCUCCUUCUGUUGACAGAAGCACCAAGCCCUCCCUGGACCGCCUGGCCCCCCCUUUCGAAAGAGAGAGCCCAGUAGCAGGGAGGAAGCCAAAUAUUCCUGAAAAGCCUCUGGUUUCACAGCUAAGGUCCCUGGGGGAACAGCUGGCGAUGAUGCCCAAACCUCCUGUCCCACCAGGUGACAGAUAUGAAAGAGGCAACUCCCUUCCCUUAAGGAAGCAAAGCCCUGGAAAGCAGAGUUGGCCACCACACAAAAAAAAUGAAGAAGAAGAAGACACUGCCCCCCACAGACCGGUGCCCCAGCCGUGCCUGCCCCCCUACAGCUCCAGCUCCCUCCCAGCCAAACCCCUCAAGCUUCCACCUAAGCCAGGAUCCACCAGCCUGCCUGGGGCAGAAAGUGCUAGAAACCUGUCUUCAACUGGCUCACUACCACCUCGCUUACAUCUAGGCAACAACAGCAGAUCCCCCUCCAGAGGCGCAGCUGAUGUGAGACCUCCCCUGCCAAUCCCCAGCAGACAGACUGUUCACCAAACAAACCCGGAGGAAAAUGAGGGCUCCCUGAACAACGAGUGGUACGUGGCUUUCGUCAGCCGGCCCGAGGCAGAGGCAGCUCUUCGGAAAAUCAACAAGGAUGGAACAUUCCUGGUGAGAGACAGCUCCAGGAAAACUGUCACUCAUCCGUAUGUCCUGAUGGUGCUAUACAGGGACAAAGUGUACAACAUCCAGAUCCGUUACCAGGAGCAGGAGCACCUGUAUCUGUUAGGAACUGGCUUAAAAGGAAAAGAGGAUUUUUCUUCUGUGGCAGAUAUCAUUGACCAUUUCCAAAGGACACCCCUUCUUCUGAUUGAUGGAAAAGACAGAGGUUCCAGAAACCAGUGCAUGUUAAAAUAUGCUGCAGGACAUAUUUAAAUGAGACCUUAAUGAAGAUCACACAUCGUAUUGAAGCCUAGUGAAGUUUGUAAACUUGAAGAUACUUCUUUUUUUCAGCAGACUAAAAUCAUGAAGUCAUUAAAAAUCAUUUCAUUUCAAGGAAAAAGGAUUAUGUUAUUUUUUAGUUAUGCCUUAAAUGCAGUAUGCUUUAAAUAUGAUUUUCCUACAAUAUGUUUGUUACUGUCCACUGAUCAUACAGUACAUGAGAAUUUUUUAUUU
This is a messenger RNA of Empidonax traillii (willow flycatcher), 2136 nucleotides long. RefSeq names its product lymphocyte cytosolic protein 2 (gene LCP2). The record is from RefSeq and is a predicted model, not a curated record. The transcript is spliced from 22 exons. Gene Ontology annotation, biological process: intracellular signal transduction; cell surface receptor protein tyrosine kinase signaling pathway. The coding region runs from base 289 to 1896 and encodes 535 amino acids. NCBI's taxonomy places the organism in Eukaryota, Metazoa, Chordata, Aves, Passeriformes, Tyrannidae. Gene Ontology annotation, molecular function: protein binding.